AUGACAGGACCAAAGGUUUUGGUAGUUGACGACGACAGCGCGGUGCGUGCUGUCGCUGGUGAAAUGCUCAAGCGUAGCAAUUACCAGGUUACCAGCGCCGAUAGCGGCCAGGCUGCUUUGGAUAUCCUGCGGGACGAUCAUUUUGAUCUGAUUCUGUUGGAUGUCGGUAUGCCGGGUAUGUCCGGCGUGGAGGCCUACCAGCAAAUACGGCAGAGCCUGCCGCAGCAGAAAAUCCUGUUUAUGACCGGUUAUGCAGAAGAUGACAUCACAGACCUGGCCAACCCCAAUACCCACAUUCUGCCAAAGCCUUUCUCGCUUAAACUUUUCAACGACACCAUCUCCGCAAUUAUCUGA
Messenger RNA from Symbiodinium necroappetens, 354 nucleotides. Lineage: Eukaryota; Dinophyceae; Suessiales; Symbiodiniaceae. The record is from the annotation of a GenBank genome assembly.